AUGUGGAAGGGGAGUGACGCACAUGUGUCCCCUAUCGGUUUGUCUUUAGCCGCUCAAGCCCUUACUCACAAUUCCGCCUGUCCAUGCUUCCAACCUACUUGUGGGCUCAACUAGGUGGCAAGUUUUCUCUUUCUUCUAUUUUUUUAUUUUUUUUUCUUCAUUUACCUCAAAAAUAAGAUUAUAAAAAUUAUAUAAAUUCACAUAAGAUCCCAUAAUUAGCCAAAUUAACCAACUAAAAACUAUUUUUCAUAAUUUGACAUAAAUAUAAGUCUAUUUAUCAUGAGUUAAGAUUAAAACUAUAAAUUAUUAACUCAUGAUAAUGAAGACUUAUCAACCAUCUUCACUAAAGUAUGUAUUUUUUGAUUGACAUCAAGCUUAUCCAAUGAUUAUAUCAUCGUAUUUGUCUAAGGAUCAAGGGAAUAGAUUACUUGAUGUGCUUAGUACAUAGAGAGAGGUGAUUGGCUGGUCUCUAGUAGAUAUUUGAGGACUUGAUCUAUUUGUGUGUAUGCACAUAAUUUAUCUUGAGGAGAACUAUCAUUUUUUUUUAUGCAUUUCCUUACUAGCUUUUGUUUUAGACAUAUUUUAUUGGUCGAGUGCUUUAGUUAGAACCAUUCAGGGGCAAUGGUGUAGUAGAUGGGGCAUAAAAAUCAGAAUUUUCUUCUCUUUUCCCUUCUCUCACAUGCAUUAAGAACAAUGCAAGACUUAAGUAGGGGGGAGGUUAUCUCUUCCUUCAUUUGCAUGCAUUAGAGAUAAUGCAUCAUUCAAGUAGGGGGGAGAACAAAAAAAAUUCAAAAAUGUUAUGAAUAUUUUAAAACUUUUGCUGCAUUGAUUAUUGCACAAACACGUAUGCUUAAACGAACAAAGCCUAAUGCUCCUUUGAAAGGGUAAGUCAAUUAGAAAAGUUUACCUUCUCUAGAUUAGGGGUGUGGAUCUCAUGAAAAAAAGAUAGGUGAAUUCUUUACCAUGAUCAUUAUUCUUUGAAGUAUGAAGGAGUUUUAGGUUGUAUUCAUGGGUAUGUGGUGCGACAAUAAAUGGCUAAUGAUAGUAUAUUGUGGACGAAAACGAUUGAACUAGAUCAUCUUAGUCUAGUUAUUAUGUUGUGGUUGAUAAGUCUUCAUUAUCUGUAUUUACCUUAUAUUUAUCAAUAUUUAGUGCAUAAAAUUAAUAGAAAUAAUACAUGUUACAUUUAAUUCGUACGUAUUCAGAUUUCAUUCAUACAUAAACAUGCAUUUUAAUAUUUUUAAUAUUAUUUUAAGAUAAUUAAUUUUAAAUAAUUAUGCAUGAAAUAUUUUUUAUGUGAGUUUUAGGAUUUUCUAGAAUUUAUUCUGGAUUUUCUGAAUUUUUCUAGAAUUUCUCAUAAUUUCUAAGAGUUUUUGAUAUUUUUUAGGAAUUAAUAAAGGUCUAAAAUAAAAGAAAAUCAGAAUGAGUUGGGCUGGGCCGAGCCAAGUGACCCAAUGGGCCGGAAUAUUCAGAGGCUAAAAGUUAAACCAUCAACAGGUCGACAGUGGAAGCAGAACCGACGAGUUAGCAUGAGACUUAAGCAGAUGUGGGACACGUGGCCCACACGGAUUCGACGACAUUUCAAUGGACAUCGUGAACAGAAAUUGGCACAAUUUACGUCAGACCCCAGAGAGAAAUGUAAUUGGAGAUCCGUACCUAAUGGCAGAACGUAAAAGAGGAGCGGGUGAUAGAGUGAGGCUGUCAUUGAUCUCUCUUUCUUUCGCGCCUUUUCUCGCUCCCUUUGUCUGUCUGCUCUCUCUCACUCUAUCUUGCUCUCGCUUUCUUUCUGUGGAUGCGUCCUCGCUCUACGAAGCACGGCGGAGUUCGGACAGCCGGCCGCCUUCUCCUCUCCUCUCCGUCGAGUUCUUCUGGAUCCCUUUCUCGUGCGCGAAUCCGGAGGAAGAGUGGGAGGCCGCAUCCGGUGGAGGAGUCCACCGCCGAAGACGCCGAGGUCACGGUCGGCGCCGCCUCACGGAGAGGUCGUACGUUCCCAGGCUUCUGCUUCCCUGAAAGGCCGCUCCGGGUAUGUUCUGGUGCCGUCUUUCGACGAAUUCUCGCCUUUCGUUGAUUCGGGGGUUAUGUUCUAGUGCCGUCUUUCGAUGGGUUCGUGAUUUUCUCUGUGUCGGGGGCAUCUUCUUGUGGACUCUUUCGAUGGGAUCUUUAUUUUCUUUGAUUUGGACUUUCGGUUGCCUGCGGUGGUGCGGGUGGUGCGAGAUUGCUGAAGAAAGCUCUGGCUUUCCUCCUUCCUCUUAUUUAUUUACUUUCUUCCGAUUUGUUUUGCCGCUUCGUUGCUGAUUCGAUUUGAUGUUUGGUCUGGGUAGGGGGAUCUAUCUUCUUCUUUAGACUUCCAUCAGAUUGCUCUUUGGGGACGGAUGAGUGUUACAGUCUGGAGGAGAAAAGAUUAUUUCAGCAAGGUUUAUCGAUUGACGGUGACGGGUGAGCGUGUUGAAUCAAGGGGCACAUUCGAUUUUCAGAUCGCUGAGCGAUCGACCAGGGUCUGGAGAAGAACCCGGUGAUUUCCGGCAGGAAACAACACCCUCCGUACCUGCACCUCUCCCGAGCGUUAUUCCCCACCCAGAAAAGCCAUCAGAACUUGGUGGCGGGCUGUCCUGUUGAGAAAGCAGCUGGAAUCGAGGGAGGAAGUGUGGACGAGGUUGUCGGGCUACAGGAGGAAGCGAGGAUGUCUCCCAUCCCGGAUCGGGUACAUGCUUCGACGUCCCUCAUUCCUUUCCUUGACGGCGACUGUAGAGAGCUUUCUCUCCCCAUCCCAAAGCACAUCACAUCUUGACAAUAGGAAUGUCCUAUCCAAAAUCGACAGGUGCAGGUCGGAAAUUCUCCAUUAUACAAGGUAGAGAGAAUGUUGGGAGCAGGAGGUUUUGGGCUGGUCUACAUUGGACGAAGGGUGGCUGGUGGAUCUCAGGGCAAUGGGCCCAAUGCCUUUAAGGUUUAGUUUCAACCUCCCAUCACUCCUGCCACGGGAAUCUUUAAAUACUGCUGUUUUAUGUUGUCUCUUUCAUUUUCCUGCGGUGGGUGUAGGUAGCACUGAAGUUUGAGCAUAGAAAUAGCACGGGUUGCAGAUUUGGCCCCCCAUAUGAAUGGCAAGUUUAUGAGUAAGAAGACACCCCCUACUGCUCUAAUUUAUUACGUAUUGUGUCGAUCUAAAACUAUGUUCUUCACCUGACUUUGUGAAUAUGGUUUUAGCCAUCUCAAGGGAUGCUAUGGAUUACCUAGGGUGCACUACAAGGGCCGCCAAGGAGAUUAUUUCGUCAUGGUUGGCGUAGAGUCUUUCAUUUUAUUGUUUCCUCGAAUUAUAUUUUUUAUUGAAAGCUAGUUAUGAUAUUGUUGAUGAUGAUUGCUGCAGAUCAUGGACAUCCUUGGACCAAGUCUUCUGGAUGUGUUCAUAUCCAUUGGGCAAGUGUAAGAAAAUAAUCUUGACUUCAUAUUCAAAGUCAAUAUUCUGUUGAAAAUUGUGCUAUUGAGUUUGACUAACUCCUUGGACAGAAUGCCACCAAAUAUGGUGGCUUGUAUUGCUGUGGAGGCAAUAUCCAUCCUUGAGAAGCUACACCAAAAAGGGUAUGUAUGGCUUUGUGGCAGUGUGAUAUUUUUUCAAUUAUAUUUUCGCAAAGGUCACAGUAAUUAAUUCAUUGCUCCCUUGUGCACUCCCUCCCUCCACCCACACAAAAAAAAAACAUGCCAGGUUUGUGCAUGGAGACGUCAAGCCAGAGAAUUUAUUGUUGGGUAAACCCGGAAGCUCAGGGGAGAAGAAGCUUUUUCUCAUCGACUUUGGGCUGGGUAUGUUGCUGCAUUCCAAUCACUUCUUGUUUUCACCUCUCGCGCCUAUUGAUUUUAGAGUAGGGUUUGUUUUUCCAAGUAUAUAAACAAAUUUGUCUUGACUGAGAAGUCCCUGUCUGUAUCAACAUCAGUGAUAUUUUUGUGCUUUGUUCAGAGCCUGUACAAAUGCUAAUUGGUGUCAUUAAUAUUUUAAUCAGCUUCAAUGUGGAGGGACAGUUUGUCAGGCCAGCAUGUCAGAUUAUGCCAACAGCCAGAUAAUUUCAGGUUUUUUGGGAAACGAUAUUCUAUUUUUUCCCUAAAUUCUUAGCUAAGAUGAGGAUUCAUAAAAUCUUACCCCUACCUUACUAUCUAUCUCAUGUUCCCUAGGGGCACAACACGAUAUGCAAGCGUCCAUGCACAUUUAGGCCUCACAGCGAGUAGAAGAGAUGAUCUUGAGUCAUUGGCCUACACUCUGAUUUUUUUGAUUAAAGGAAGGCUGCCGUGGGAAGGCUAUCAGGUUUGCUUCCACCUCUACUUGUACAUGUUCUCCCAUCUCUUUGAUUCAUCACUUGCUGAUUCUUAUGCCAACUAUGUAGGGGAAUGACAAGAGGUUUCUAGUCUUCAUGAACAAGACUGUAACCUCCCCCGAGACGCUGUGUGGUGGCUGUCCCCCUCCUUUCGCACAAUUCCUUGAAGCAGUGAAGAAGAUACAAUUUGUUGAGCAGCCCACCUACUCGAAGCUCAUUUCUCUUUUUGGAAGCUUGAUAUGCCCCCCCUGCACCCUGUUAAAGACCAUUCGGAUUGAUGCAAUUUUGAAGGUGGUUGCAAACAUGACAUCACUGAAAUUACCUCGCAUAUUUUUAUUUUAUGUCAGAUGGUUUUAUCUCUUUUUCAUGGCUCUAUCAUCUGUUGUUAAAUAGGCUGACCAUGUUUCCAACAGGUUCACCAAAAACGUGGAAGAUUGCAGGUAAAUCAUGAAGAAGAUGAGUGUCAUAGAAAGAAACGGAUAAAAUGUUUGAUUGAUGACAGACCAUGACCAUGUACAUGUAAGAAUAUAAAUAAAAUCUGUAAAGUGCCAAUUGAGAAAACAUAAAUCUCAUGACUAAAUUAUUUAUUAUUAUUGUUCUUAUUUAUUCAUAAAGAAAAUGAUAGUUUAAAAGCCUCAUAUUAAGGGCAUGAAUAUAAUACUUUUUUUAAUGUAAUCAUAACUAUUGAUAAAGGUGUGUAAUUAAUAUUUAUGCAAAAAGAGAAACUAUAUCAAUCAAUGAUAAUAAUAUAAGACAAUCAUUUAGAGGGCGUGAGUAUAAGUAGAUAUUUAUAUAAUAGUUACUUUUGCUAGGAAUAUGUAUCAUUUAUUGCCAACAUUUAAACUUUAGAAAUGUUUUGUACCUACUAUUUAUUCACCUUGGAAAUGGCACCACUUUAGACGUAACCUAUUAAGUACAGGAAUAUAAUAUGUUUAAGUACAUUCACACUUACAAAUUAUCAGAAACAAUUAUUAGACCCAUAAAUGUAAAUUUUAUGCAUAAAUAAUGAAUAUUACUUCUUUAUAAGAAAGCUGGCACAUAAAAAUACAGUAUUAAAGGGAAGAAAUCUAAUAUUAUUUCAUACAAUCAUAAUGUUUAGUUGCAAUGAAUAAUUACUAUAGUUUACCAAAAAUAAAAAAAUUAUCAUUAAAUAAAUGAACACUACAAGUAUUGGAUUAAAUGGCACGAAUUUUAUAGUUUAGGUUAUAUUUAUUUAUUAGAAUAUUAAAUAUUAUUAGAAAUAUUAUUUAUUAGAAUACGUAAAGUUAUGAAGAAAUAAUAAUUAUGUAUUGGAAGCUUAUGUGUCCACCAAAGGACACACAUCCACCCCAUAAUGUGUUCAGAACCACAUGUAGUCCAAAACUGAAAGUAAUGUAAUGCCAUAAUUGGUUCCCAUCAUAGUAAAAGUAUGAUUUCUUUAGUGAUGAUCUAAAAAUUAAGAAACAUCUAAAUUCAUAGAAGAUUGGGUAGAUAAAGAGGAGUUUGAAAUAAAAGUCACGUAGCUAUGCUUUGUAAUGUCUUCAAUUUGAAAAGCAUAUUUUGACAAAGUUAAAUCUUAUAUGAUUCACAUGGAUGAAUGUCAUCAUAUAUACCUUUUAUACAUUGCACCCUCUAGAUGUUUUCCUAAACUUGAAGUAAAAUGUAGCCAUCGUCAAAUCUUGAUUCAUUCCAUUGAUGAGUGGAAAAUAAAUUUCUUGUCUAAAGUAGGACUUUAAGUAUAAGUAGGAAAGUUAUUGUAUUAACAAGUGUGCCGACCAUCACAUUUAUGAGGAUGAUGAAUUAAUCAUGGAAACUAUUUAUUGAAACAAAUUAUUAUCUAUUUUGACUGUAGUCGAAUGUACAAUUGUAAUUAAGAGUUACAUAAUUCUAUAUGCGACCCCUAUUAAAUGUUUUUGAGCAAAUCUGUUGUAUAUAAAUUUGUAUAUAGUUUUACACAUAUAAAAUGAGAUUUUUGCCUUUUUAAGAGCACACGUACAAUAUUUUCAAGUAAAUUGAUAAUUUUCAAGUACAAUAUUUUUACCUUUAUUAUUUGUUAAUAUAAUGUCUUUUUUUGUCAUAAUAGGAAACCACUGAUAAGUUUUCAUUAUCAUGAGUUCAUAAUUAGUAAAUAGUAUAGUUUUAGCCUUAACUCAUGAUAAAUAGACUUAUAUUUCUGUUAAACUAUGAAAAGUAGUUUUCAAUUGAUUAAUGUGAUUUUUUUAGCUAAUUAGGUAAUUUUCUAUACAUUUAUAUGAUUUUUAUAGUCCUAUUUUUGAGAUAAAUCAAGAAAAAGAAAUAAAAAUAAAAAUAUAGCAAAAAGAGGGGACCCACCAGCCAACCGAGCCUGCAAGUGGGUCGGAAGCAUAGUCAGGGGGAGCCGUGAGCAGGGGCUCAGGUUGCUAGGACCAAUGGGGGCAUGUGUGCGCCACUCCCCUUCCACAUGACCAAUGGCCAGCUGGGUCUGAGACAAGGAGUGGUCGUACAUGUGAGAGAAAAGUACUCAUUACUUGUAAAUGUGAUAUUACUAUAUAUUCGCCUAAAACUUUGGCGCACAAGGGAUGUGGGACUAAACCCACAUCACACUUUCCCUUGAAAGGCUUCGAAGAUUUUAAUAUCUAAAUUACUCCUUAGUUAUAAUAGAGAUAGACUAUGUUGACGUCACUUGAUAAGGGCAUUAGAGUACUUAUUUCAAUCUCUCAUGUAGGCGGGCAAUCGGCACGGGUUUGAAUCCUCCGAGAGCCCAAUGAUGGAAUAUCUUCACUUUCUUGUAGAUCACCAGUGAAGGAUUAAGUCACUAAAAUCAUUAAAUCAUUGCCAAAAAUCUUGUGAACGCAAUUCGCAAAGCAUUGUUACUAAAAUUGCUGAAAAUGAUUCGCGAUAAAAGGAUCACGAAUCUAUCAAGUAAAUCAUCUCUAAUUGAUCGAUGAACAAGUCAUUGUCGAGAAGAGGACGAUCUGCAGGGAGACGAGUUGCCACCUCUUGAGAGCAUCCUGGAUGUGAUGAAGAGCCUCCUCUUGCUGCACGGACGUAAGGAUGAAGCUCCUUAACAUGCGCCCCACCUCCAUCUAGCUCCUCUUCGUCGGGUGACUGAUAAGUCUUCAUUAUCAUGAGUUAAUAAUUAGUAAAUAAUAUAGUUUUAGCCUUAACUCAUGAUAAAUAGACUUAUAUUUGUGUUAAAGUGUGAAAAGUUGUUUUAAGUUGAUUAAUGUGAAUUUUUGGAUAAUUAUUUGAUUUAUACGAUUUUUACAGUCUUAUUUUUGAGAUAAAUGAAGGAAAAGAAAUUAAAAUAAAAAUAUAGUAAAAUGGGGGGACCCGCCGGCCAGCCAGGCUCGCAAGUGGGUCGGAAGUACAGUUGGGGAGUAGCCGCGAGCAGGGGCUCGAGCGGCUUGAACCGAUGGGGGCACGUGUGCGCCACUCCCCUUCCACGUCACCGAUGGCCAGCUGGCUAUGGGAUAAGAAGUGGUUGUACACGCGCGAGAAAGGGACUUGCUUAAAAAUCUAACAUUACUAUAUAUUUGCCCGAAAAUUUAGUGCACAACCGAUGUGGGACUAAACCCGCGUCACCUUCCCAGAAGGGGCGGGGCAACUAGCACGGGUUUGAAUCCUCUUAGAACCAAAACUCAUAUGUUUUUAUCUGAUUAUCGCGACUUUCUUGUAGAUCGCCGUUGAAGGAUUAAGCAACCAGAAUCGCUGGAUCAUCGGCAAAAAUCUCGUCAAUGCGAUUCACAGAGCAUUGCUACUAAAAUAAAUGAACAAUUCACGAUAAAAGGAUCGCGAAUCCACCGAGUAAAGCAUCUCCGAUUGAUCGACGAACAAGCUAUCAUCGAGAAGAGGACGAUCUGCUGGGAGACGAGUCACCACCUCCUGAGAGUGUACCGGAUGCGAUGAAGAGCCUCCUCUUGCUACGCGGACUUGAGGAUGAAGCUCCCUGACACACGCCCCACCUCCAUCCAGCUCCUCUUCGUUGGGUGACAGCCGCCAGAGAGCCGCAAAGUCGCCAUUUUUCCGCUUCGUCAAGUGAUAGCCAUCGAAGAUGAUUUGACGACCCAUUUCAUUGAUCUCUAGACUUCGCAAGGAGAUCUAGAGAUUGCCCACAUCGUCCUUGUCCAAGGAGAGCCUUUGAGACUGUGGACACUACACGACUAUCCUCCCAAACGCUUAGGAUUCCAGUGCAUCGCUGACGUAUCGCCGUCGUGAUGCCGGAACUCUAUUUUCCUACUUUCACCUUACUUUACGCUUCAUUUAGUGAUAAUUUGUGUGACUUUAAUUUACCAAAAUAUACUUCGUUCAAUUACGAUUCUUCUUGCUUUUACAAAUCUUAAUUUGAUCAAUUAAAUCGUCUGUAAUCGCUUACGUAAAAAUCGUCGGGCAGAACUCUAUUUCCGCCCGAUUCAUGUUCGCCGGGCGCUGACUUCAUCCUGAGGUCCGCACCCUUAUUUCCUUUUUCUGUGAAUUUUAAAUAUAUUUCCUUUUCAUUUCCUAGUAUAAAAUUCAUACAAAAUAGUAUUCUUUGCUGAAAAUUCUGAAUAAUUACCAAAUAUUAUAUUACAUCUUUGUGAUUGACUUGGAAAAUUACUGCUAUUUUUGGAAAUUUUUAUUGAAUUAUGAUUAAUAUAUUUUUUCAGAAAUACUUCUAAAUAUCCAAAAAUUCGUAUUUUAUAGUUUUAUAAAUUUUAUAUUUACGUGAUUUAAUAUACAACGACUAAGUCACGUCAAAUUUUGGUGCCGCUGCCGGGGAUGUAUUGCAUACAUUUAGUAUUUUUCUAUUUUUCUCUUAGAGUACACAAAAAAAAAAAUAACUCUUGUUUUAUUUUUUUCUUGCCGAAAUUUUUUUUUAGAAAAAGGGAACGAAAAGAAGAAAGGCAAGGACUAGAGCAUACUGAAAGAGGGUAACAAUUACUAAACUUUUUCCCCUCGAAUUUAUUGAUUUUUUUAAUGCAUGGUGGAAGAUCCCUGCAUCCAAGGCUAGAAAAUCCUUUCAUUAUUUCAUUCAAAACUUAAAAUCUGAAAGAAAAAAAUUAAUUUUGAUAGAUCUUGAAGAAAGUACAGGUCAAACUGAGAACAAUCCUAUGGCCAUGAAAAAUUAUUAUAUCCCUGAUUCAUUUCAAAGAGCAUCCAAUAUUAAAGUCCCAUUAGCACCCACUAUUAAAUUUGAAAUAAAUCCAGGAAUUUUUCAAAUGCUCCCUAAUUUUCAUGGAUUGCCUUUAGAGGAGCCUCAUCAGCACUUAGAAAAAAUUUAUAUGAUUUGUGAUUUAGUUAACCUCCCUCAAGUUACACCGUAAAUUAUUAAGAUGAAAUUAUUUCCUCAUACACUUAGGGACAAAGCUAGCCAUUAGCUAUCCACAUUAGAUAGAGAAUUAACUAGCUGGAAAGACAUAGAACAGGCUUUUCUUCAAAAAUUUUAUCCCUUAGGAAAAACUUAAAAUAUGAAAAAACAUAUAUGGAAUUUUUCUCAAAGACCAGGAGAAACUUUGCAUGAGACAUGGGAAAAAUUCAAAGAUUUACUUAGAAUAUGUCCUCAUCAUGCUAUACCCAAGUGGCAGCUCAAUAGAAUUUUUUAUGAUGGAUUAUUAGAACAACAUAGAAAUAUGGUUGAUUCUAUAUGUGGAGGAGCUUUUAUGGAGAAAACCCCUAAUGAGAUUUACAGUCUUUAUGAAAAUUUAAGUGAAAAUUCUAGAGAUCAAGCCUCUUUUGAAUUAUAUGACAGGGAUAAGAAGAGAGGAAUUUAUGAAUUGCAUCAUGAUGAUGAUUCUAAAUUGAGAAAUAAAGUUAAUCAGAUUAAUCAAAGAUUAGAAAAACUUGAUUUACUUAUUGACAAUAUUAGAAAGCCUCUUAACCCUCAAUUUAAUUCAAAUAGUACAUGUCCUAUGUAUGGUGAAAAUGAUUAUUCUGAAUUUCAAUGCUAUAAUUUAGAUCAAUUAUUUCACCCUAGGCAAGAACAAGUGCAAGUAGCUCACGGUUUUAAUAGAAAUAGGAAACCUUUUUCAAAUUCUUAUAAUCCUAAUUAGAGGAAUAAUUUUUCAUAGAGAGACUCAAAUAAUAUUCAAAAUCCAGAAGCACUUAGACCCAAUUCAAACUCUAAAUUUCGUCUAAAACAAGAAAACAGAUUUCAGAAAAAUCAGCCCUCUCAAACCCAACCUGAUACUAUGGAAAUGAUGCAGCAAAUGAGCCAAAUGAUGCAACAAACUAUGAAUCAAACGAUGCUGCACUAGAAAUAAAUUAUAGAAACUUUUGGGAAUAAGAGAGAAGAGGGACAACCACUUAAUCAGCCUAUAGAAAAUUUAGGAAAUUGUCCAAUAGUAGGAUUUCAAUAAGGAGAGUCUAGCGGGAUAAAUUUAGAAAAAAAACCACGAAAUGAAAAUUUUAGGACAGUGAAUACAUUGAGUGAGAAUAUUUUACUUGAUCCAUAUUUCCAAUUAUUAGAAGAAAUUGAUGAGCCAUUAGAAGUAAAUGAGAAUAUUAAGGCUGGAAAUAUAGUAGUAGAAAAAUUGAAUAAAAUCAUUUAUUGCUCACAACUGAUGAAUGAAUAUAGUGAGGAUGAUGAGGAGAAAGAGCCCUUAGAUGAAGAAAUAGCAGCUGAUCAUGGAAGAAUCAUCCAAAUUUUAGUAGAAGGGAGUAAGGACAGAAAUGAAGAGAAACAUAUUUCAAGUGAGGAAAAAUCAGUUGAUUUGGGAGAUGUAGGAGACAAAAUUAAUAAACCUAAUUGACGUGACUCAGUCGUUGUAUAUUAAAUCACGCAAAUCUAAAAUUUAUAAAACUAGAAAAUACAAUUUUUUAGAUAUGUAGAAGUAUUUUUGAAAAAAUAUAUCAAUUAUAAUUCAAUAAAACUUCCAAAAAUAGCGAUAAUUUUCCAGGUCAAUCACAAGGAUGUAAUAUAAUAUUUGGUAAUUAUUCAGAUUUUUUCUGAAUGAAUACAAUGUUCUAUGAAUUUUACACUAGGAAAUGAAAAGGAAAUAUAUUUAAAAUUCACGAAAAAAGGAAAUAAGGGUGUAGACGUCAGGAUGACGUCAGUGCUCGACGAACGCGAAUCGAGCGGAAACAGAGUUCCACCCGGCGAUUCUUACGUAAGCGAUUACAAACGAUUUAAUUAAUCAAAUUAAGAUCUGUAAAAGCUAGAAGAAUCGUAAUUGAACGAAGUAUAUUUUGGUAAAUUAAAAUCACACAAAGUAUCACUAAAUGAAGCGUAAAUUAAGUUUGAAAGCAAGAAAAUAGAGUUCCGGCGUCGCGGCGGCGAUGCGUCGGCGAUGCACCGGAAUCCUGAGCAUUCGGGAGGAUAGUUGUGUAGUGUCCACGGCCUCGAAGGCUCUCCUUGGACAAGGACGAUGUGGGCAAUCUCUAGAUCUCCUUGUGAAGUCUAGAGAUUAAUGAAAUGGGUCGUCGAGUCGUCUCCAACAGCUGUCACCCGACAGAGCGGAAAAAUGGCGACUUUGCGGCUCUCCGGCGGCUGUCACCCGAUGGAGAGGAGCUAGAUGGAGGUGGGGCACGUGUCAAGGAGCUUCAUCCUCAGGUCCGCGCAGCAAGAGGAGGCUCUUCAUCGCAUCUGGUACGCUCUCAGGAGGUGGCGACUCGUCUCCCAACAGAUCGUCCUCUUCCCAACGAUGGCUUGUUCGUCGAUCAAUCAGAUAUGAUUUACUCGAUGGAUUCACGAUCCUUUUAUCGCGAAUCUUUCUGUAAUUUUAGUAACAAUGCUCCGCGAAUUGCGUUGACGAGAUUUUCGCCGAUGAUCUAGUGAUUUUUGUUGCUUAAUCCUUCACCGGCGAUCUGCAGGAAAGUCACGAUAAUCAGAUAAAAAUAUGAGUUUUGGCUCUGGGAGGAUUCGAACUUGCGCCGGUUGCCCCGCCUUUUUUGGGGAAGAAGACGCGGGUUUAGUCCCACAUCGGUUGUGCGCCGAAGUUUCUAGCGAAUAUAAAGUAAUAUUACAUUCCCAAUCAACCGCGCAUGUACGACCACUCUUUGCCCCACAGUCGGCUGGCCACCGGUGACGUGGAAGGGGAGUGGCGCACACGUGCCCACAUCAUCGGUUCACGCCGUUCGAGCCCCUACUCGCAGCUACUCCCCGACUACGCUUCCAACCCGCUUGCGGGCCCGGCUGGUCGGUGGGUCCCCCCAUUUUACAAUAUUUUUAGUUUUAUUUCUUUUUCUUCAUUUAUCUCAAAACUAAGACUAUAAAAAUCAUAUAAAUUCGUAUAAAAUCACAUAAUUACCCAAAAAAUCACAUUAAUCAACUGAAAACCACUUUUCACACUUUAACACAAAUAUAAGUCUAUUUAUCAUGAGUUAAGGCUAAAACUAUAUUAUUUACUAAUUAUUAAUUCAUGAUAAUGAAGACUUAUCACCAAUCAUAAUUUUGCAGCCAUGGAUGUUGAUAGUGAGGAUAAUGAUGUAUAUCAUAUACCGAAAUUAAAAGAUAGCUCUUGGGAAGAUGAAGAAUUUGAUGAGUUGAGAAAUGAAAAGUUAGAAAAAGAGUUGAUUCAACUAAUGGGGAGAAAUGAAAAUAAUGAAUAUGAAUAUAGAGAUAAUUUUGGAGGAGAAAAUUUGAAUUUUACUGAAUUCGUUAGAUCUGAGAUUAAAGAAGACAAUCCUUCCAUCUUUCAAAGCCCACAGCCCAUUAUAAUUAUUUCUAAGCUUGAAAUAUUUCACUCCUCGCAAAUUGAACAAAUAUGUAUGGAAGAUAAAAUGGAGCAGGGGAAGAUUAUGCAGAUAAAAGAAGACAUUAAGAAAUGGGUGAGUGGAAGAAUUAGAGAUAUCAAUUUAGAUGAAAAGAAUUUAGAUUGGGUAAGAGCUAAUUUGAAAAUUAUAUGGCCUGAUCACAUUUUAUGGUCUAUUAAUAGAAAGUAUUUAUUAAUGAAUGAGAGCCUUACAAAACAAGAUAGAAAUGAGGAAAGAUUCUUUUCAAAAUAGAAAUAUUAUUUUUGGGAAAUGAAUUUAUGCUAAAUCUGAAAAGAAAUAUCAUGAAACUUACCUUGGGAUACAAAUAUAUUUUGAUGGCCAUAGAUCCAUCUUAUAUGAUCUAAGAGCUGUCCAGCUGAAGACAUUAAAUCCAGUGCUGCAUGGGAGGCAACCCAUCAUUUUUAUUUUAUUCUGUUUGAUUUUUUUCUAAGCUCUGUUUUUCUUAGAAUUUUGUAGUACUUGUUUCUGUAUUUGUUUUUUCGAAAAAGUGCAGGAGGAGGAGUGUAAGAUGAAGUGGAAAAUUAAAAACGAGGUUGGGGUGAUGUCUUUCUAAGCUUUAUCAUUUAUGAAAAUAUUUUUAAUGCUUAACUUUGCACAUAUGCAUGCUUCACUUGAAAAUUAUAUUUUCUGCAUAUUCUGUUUCGAUUUUCUGUGUCAUUGAGGACAAUGUCAUUUUUAAGUUGGGGGGGAAGUAUUCAUUAUUAAUUUAUGCUGUAGGAUGAUUAAGUACAUGUGUUUGCAUUAGAACAGCAACUUAAAAAAUAAUAAUAAUAAAUAA
Messenger RNA from Spirodela intermedia, 13725 nucleotides. NCBI's taxonomy places the organism in Eukaryota, Viridiplantae, Streptophyta, Magnoliopsida, Alismatales, Araceae. The record is from the annotation of a GenBank genome assembly.